AUGGCUGCGCUACCUGCCUGGAACCUGCUCAAAGGCAAAACCGCCGCCAUCACCGGUGGCACCACUGGAAUUGGUCGUGCAAUUGUACUCGCAUACAUCAGCCAAGGAUGUAAUGUUGCUGUGAACCACUUGGGUCUUGACAAGGAUGAAAAUCUCAGACACAGUCUUCUUGAAGAGGUCAAGGCGAUUGAGGACACGGGUAUACAGGCGGGCAAGAUCCUAGAGCUUGCCGGCGAUGUCACAAAGCCGGAGACCAGCACCAGUCUCAUCCAGGAGGCUGUCUCAAAAUGGGGGAAACUGGACAUUUUCGUCGCUAAUGCGGGCGUUUUCAGACCAGCGGAGCUUUUGAAGAUUGAACCAUCUCUUUUAGAUCACACUGUGGAUGUCAAUGUCAAGGGAACUUUCUACUCCUGCCAAGCUGCUGCCCGUCAAAUGGUGAAACAAGGGCACGGUGGUUCCAUCAUCGGUGUUUCCUCUGUUAGCGCUCUACUUGGCGGUGGGUUUCAAACCCACUACACUCCUACCAAGGCCGCCAUUCUCUCUAUGAUGCAGUCUAUGGCUAUUGCUCUUGGCAAGGAUAAGAUUCGAUGCAAUGCCCUGAUGCCCGGUACAAUUGGAACAACGCUCGCCCUCCACGACCUGAGGGAUCCCGCAAAGAUGGCCGCCCUUGAGGAGCGUAUUCCUCUUGGUCGAAUUGGAGACCCGAACGAUAUGGCUGGCCCAGCGGUUUUCUUAGCUUGCGAGGAGAUGAGUCGUUAUGUGAACGCCACCGGGUUGCUAGCAGACGGUGGAAUGUACAGUAAAUUGCAGUAA
Penicillium salamii is the source of this 813-nucleotide messenger RNA. Lineage: Eukaryota; Fungi; Ascomycota; Eurotiomycetes; Eurotiales; Aspergillaceae. The record is from the annotation of a GenBank genome assembly.